Molecule: messenger RNA, 770 nt
Organism: Nicotiana attenuata
Lineage: Eukaryota; Viridiplantae; Streptophyta; Magnoliopsida; Solanales; Solanaceae
Exons: 1
Coding region: 24-752 (242 amino acids)
Source: RefSeq, a predicted model, not a curated record
CAGUCAACAACAAGCCCAUAAUCAUGAAAGCAUGGUCAGAAGAUUUUAAUAUACAAGAUGAAGUUUUGAAAACUAUUCCCUUAUGGGUGAGAUUCCCUAAUCUACCUAUCAAUUGUUGGAGUAUGAAAGCAUUGAACAAGAUAGGUAGCACAUUGGGGAGUCCGGUGUAUGCUGAUGAAUGCACUACUGGCUCAAUUAGGAUUUCCUAUGCACGAAUGCUAAUUGAAAUGGAUAUCACUAAGCCUCUACCUAGGUCUGUGAAGCUACAAGACCCUAAGGGGAGGAUAAUCCAGCAGGAAGUUACUUAUGACUGGGAGCCAAAAUACUGCACAAAGUGUCUGAAAAUAGGGCAUGAUUGUGCUGAGAUUAAAACAGCUCAACCACAAAGGAUGAUUCAGCAGAGGAAGGUGACAAAAGGUAAGCAAGUAUGGCUUAGAACAGAUAGAGAUGGUGGAAAUGAGAAGAAGGUGAAUGAACAGCAGAAAAUAAGUGAGACUACUCAGCAGUCAGAACCAGAAUCAAAAGACAAAGAUGCACAAAAAAAGGAUGAGGGGUGGAUAACAGUCCUAGGAAAAUCAGCAGCUAGGGCAACUAAGGCUAAACAACCUGAGGAGCAGGAACUAGCUGGGAGCAAUGGAUUCCAAAGCUUGGCAAAGGACCAAAUACAUGAUGAACCAGGUACAAGCAAAAUGCAGAUGAGGAGCUCAGAGGUGCAGGAACUGUAUCAUCAUCCCUAUUUUAUACCGGUAUGAGUGUGAUAACAUGGAAUG